Molecule: messenger RNA, 1074 nt
Organism: Spodoptera littoralis (African cotton leafworm)
Lineage: Eukaryota; Metazoa; Arthropoda; Insecta; Lepidoptera; Noctuidae
Source: the annotation of a GenBank genome assembly
AUGAAGAAAGGAUACAAAGUAACCGAUGUUAAAAGGGAGAAAAAAAUAGGUGUAGCUGCUGAAAAUGUGGAGGAGUUGAUCUCGAAAUCAUGUAAAAAGUUAGGGUUCAAUGUCAGCUGCGCGGAUUGCCGGCUCUUCGUCGCGGAGGACGGGACGCAAGUGGAUGAUGACGACUAUUUGGCUACACUGCCUCCACAAACACUCUUUAUAUUAUUGAAAAAUACUGAAAAUAUGGUUACUGACUUUGACUACUACUAUGAAAUGAUCCGGUCGCAGAAAAAAGAGUACAUUGACACAGGGGCUGCAGCCAAGGAGUUCCUCAGCACUAACCUCAAGGAGAAGUUCAAGGUGUUCCAGAAGUACAUUGCAGCUGGUGAUGAUGCUAAGACUAUGCUCAGUGAGAGGGCACAGGAUCCUGGUUGGUUUGAAGGAUUAGAGCCAUCAGAGAAAACUAAAGAGCAGUCGAUGGCGAAACGUGUUAAGGAAAGGAUGCGUGGUUACUAUUACAAGACCAAGACAGCUCUACAGUCAUCUGACAUCUACAUACACUCAAGAAACGGACGAGGUAAGAAACUCAUUGACCAGUUCCUAACUGAUCUGCGCAACAUACUUGACUCCCACAAGUACAAUGAGACAUACUUCAACCGCAAAGCCAAUAAAACCGCUCGUAUAUGCGACGAACGAGGUGUCUUCCAAUGUGGCGGUCUCUGGAGCGCGGACAAGUGUCUCUAUGAAGGCGAACACGUCAUCAACCCAUACCGGAGCCGCGAAGAACGCAUCAUAUUCCAAACCUGGAAUCUCGACCAUAAAAUUGAGCUCUCAAGAUCUAUAAUUCCGAAAAUUUUACAAGCAAUUGAUGGGUUGUAUAGCGGUGAUAUUAAGUGUAUGCUAUGUGAUAAAGGUUCUAAAGUGGGUGGGAUUGAAGCUGAUAGGUAUUUCCUACAAAUAUUCACGCGGGAGAAUCUCAAGCUGGUGCACAUCGUGUGCCACUAUAAGGGGAAGCAUGAUGCAGAGUCUGGUGUGUAUACACUCUGUAAGAAAUGCUAUGGAGGCCAAAGCAUUGAUUAUAAUUAA